Molecule: messenger RNA, 1944 nt
Organism: Sardina pilchardus (European sardine)
Lineage: Eukaryota; Metazoa; Chordata; Actinopteri; Clupeiformes; Clupeidae
Product: interferon alpha-inducible protein 27-like protein 2
Exons: 5
Coding region: 98-919 (273 amino acids)
Biological process (GO): apoptotic signaling pathway
Cellular component (GO): mitochondrion; membrane
Source: RefSeq, a predicted model, not a curated record
UGAAACUGACGAACCAUGUAGCCUAUCCAGUUGACAGUCUGAGUUUCGUUUUCCAGGGAAUAACCGGAUCGGUGGUGGGGCGCUGUUGGAACUUGCAAUGAUGAAGUUGAACGCUAGAUUUCGGACACAUUUCGGUUCUUCAGUCUUCACCAACGAGUGGUCAGUUGCUUUGACUUCAGCAAGAAGGAAGGGUGUUUGUCCUUGUACAGAGCCUAGACCUACACAACAACAACAACAACAACAGCAACAACAACUCACCAACACUGCUGCAACAACAAUGGGUAUCAAUAAGAAGAAGGCCAUUGCUGGUGUUGUGGGUGUUGUGGGUGCAGCAGCUGGAGCAGUUGGAGCUGUUGCUGCGGCUCCUUUCGUUCUGACAGCCGCGGGGUUCACAGGAGCUGGCAUCGCAGCAGGCUCUUUCGCCGCUAGCAUGAUGUCAGCGGCCGCUAUCGCUAACGGAGGUGGAGUCGCAGCUGGGAGCUUAGUGGCUGUGCUCCAGUCUGCAGGAGCGGUUGGAUUGUCUGCAGGAGGUACAGCUGCCGUGGCAACUGCAGGGGGCGCUGUGAGUGGAGCCCUGGCAGGUGCAGCUGCAUGGGUGCAGGGAGUGUUUGGAAAGAAGAAACCUCCCAGCAAUGGCGAUGAUAAAGAUGACCCUAAAGACAACAAUGGUGAUGAUAAAGAUGACCCUAAAGACAACAAUGGCGGUGAUGGAGAUGAUCCUAAAGACAACAAUGGCGGUGAUGGAGAUGACCCUAAAGACAACAAUGGCGAUGAUAAAGAUGACCCUAAAGACAACAGCAAGAAACCCCUCAAGACGCAUUCCAAAGAGGGCUCCAAAGACACCACUGAUGACGAGUCUGAAGAUGAAAUUGUGAAGAUUAAUUUAUUAAGCUCUGAGAUAGAGUUCAAAAAACAGUAAUGAGCGGACAUAUUUUAUGGCGUUAUUAUGUCUGAGCACUACAGAGUGGGACUGAAUGGUGUUGCGUUUUGUGUCUACUCUGGUGAAUAUAGGGCUACUACAAUCACAGUUGAGAUCGCUACUCCAUGGGUGUGUGUGUAUUUCUUCAAAAAUCAGCGAGGCUCUCGCUUUUUCAAGAAGAGUGGUGUGGUGUAUUUGUCUUUGGAUUCUGUGUUUUUUUCACACCUUACCAAAGAGUAUGCUUGUCUUUAGACUCUGCGAGUUCUUCGCCUUGCUAAAGAGUGUGUGCUUCCUCUUCUGUCUCUGCAAAACUUGCCUUGCAGAAGAGGAAGUGACUGUCAGUAUCGUGUUUUUUGCAGGGGCCCCUUUUCAACGGGUUUAGGAUGUACGAAAGGACUGAUGCAAAAGAGAGAGACUUUCUCUAUUUGGACCAAAAAUCCUUGAUCAGGACUCUGGGGUCAACAAGUGAAACUUUUUAGGAGGCUCUCUUUAAUCUAGUCCUUUUUCACUGCUGAUCCUAUUGCCUGCAAUCGUACCUAUAAUAAAGUGUCUUCACACUUUCGGAGAAAAUAGAUUGUGUUUAUGGCAGCUGACUCUUGACUAUGGUUACUGAGGUCAACCUCCGGUCACAGAGACCGCAUCGCAGACGUUGUCUAUCGAACAAGGGACCGCAGAAAGCUUCACAGUCACUAUCGAAGCUGACCACACAUAUGUAUUUUCUUUCUCCAGUGACAGACCUUUUGCAAUCUAUGAAAAUAAUUCAGUUAAUCUAAACUAGUAUUAUUUUGAAUUACUGAAAGAUAAAAAUUCUCAGUUAUUAAUACGCAUCUGCUUUCAAUAAGUUAAAGUAAGUUGUUUACUCACAACAAACUUAGUUUAAUUUACUAACAGUGCAAAAAGAUAAUAUGAAUUUUUCAAGGAUGAAUCUGCAUAUUAUACAUGACAUUACACAGAUUUUGAUUUUAUUUGUAACAAUUUGUGCUCAGUUUUUACAUAAGUUUACUUAUUAAAAACCAAUUACCAUA